AUGAAAAUAGAAAGCACUGAUUACAGAGUUCCAUAUUAUUAAGUUUACAAGGGGAAUUCUAAGCAUUGUUUUUAAGGAAGGGUUGUAAUGGGAUAUUCAAGGAUAAUGUUUUUCUUGACAUUCACUUACCUAAACGUUAUAUCCUUUUUAUAAUUAUUGAGAAUCUAACCUGAAAAAAAGUUAUUUAAUUUAGAGAUAGCUUUUUUCAUAAUAACAGACAUAUUUAUGUUAUUAACUGUUUUUAGGGAUCCAGGAAGAAUACCAAGAAUAAAUUCUUAAUUUUAAAAAGUAUUUGAUUAAAUUGACUAAGUAUUCUGAAUGUUAUUUGAUUCCACAUAAGCAAAGGUUUGGAGGUGAGAUUACAAUAAUAAAUUAAAAUUAAGUAGAUGAAUUAAAAUUUUGUGACCCAUGUUAGAUUUAUAAAACAAGAUCAACUGCUCAUUGUAGAAGAUGUGAUAAUUGUGUAGAAGGAUUUGAUCAUCAUUGUUUAUGGCUUGGUUAAUGUAUUGGUUAAAGAAACUAUUGUACAUUUUAUAUUUUUAUAACAUGUUUAACCUUUACUUAAAUAAUAUGUAUUAGUGUACAAAUAUUGCAUAUAAUAUAAUUAAAUGAUGUAAGGAUGAUUGAAUAUAUCUUUUAUUGUGUAAUGAAUUUUGGCAUAUUUGGUUUUACUAGUUAUUUAUUCCUUAUACAUACAUACUUUAUUAUAACAAAUAAGACUACUUAUGAAUAUUUAACUACAAAUAGAUUUGUAAUAGAACAUCAUAUGUUAUAUUUUUAUUAAGGAGAUGGAACUUUAUUGGCUAGAAGGUUUAUUAGAUUUUCUAAGAGUUUAUGGCAGAAAUUAUUUAAACCAAAUAGAAUUUUGUUAUAAUCUCUUAACAGUCACGUAAUAUAGUAAAUUGUAAUGUAGAUAUAUUAUGAUAUGCCAUCCUACAUAGAGUAAUAAAGAAUGCAAUAAAAAUUAUAAUAUGUGAUGAAUGAUUCUUUGGAAAAGAUUAUAUUGGAAGAUAAGACGAAGACUUAUUAGAGUGAUUUAUGUAGUGAUAAAAAGAUGACAGGAAUUUAAGAGUAUGAUUUGAUAUAGAUAAUAGAUUUUUAAAAGGAGAUUACGAAUAGAAUAGUGAACAAUUAAAUUAAUUAUCUAAUGAAUGUUCUUAGAGAAAUGAGUAAAAGGAUUUAAAAAUUUAUAAAAUUGAAAAAGUAUAACAGAUAAAUAAUAAUAAUUCGAAAGAAAAGAGAUUAACUUAAUAAUCAAGUAGAAGUAAAUAAUAUGAUAAAUUGAACAAAGAUAUGAAUGAAAUAUAAUUAAUUGAUAAACUUGAUUGA
Molecule: messenger RNA, 1329 nt
Organism: Paramecium sonneborni
Lineage: Eukaryota; Ciliophora; Oligohymenophorea; Peniculida; Parameciidae
Source: the annotation of a GenBank genome assembly